Messenger RNA from Panicum hallii, 1393 nucleotides. RefSeq lists its product as uncharacterized. The record is from RefSeq and is a predicted model, not a curated record. Bases 55 to 951 code for a protein of 298 amino acids. NCBI's taxonomy places the organism in Eukaryota, Viridiplantae, Streptophyta, Magnoliopsida, Poales, Poaceae. The transcript has 2 exons.
AGCUUGUACUCGUACAGCUACUACGAAGAGCCUGUGGAAGUCUCCGAAGAUUGUAUGGUCCCAGACCAUGAGAUGCCAGGCACGUGGAUGUACAACAAGGACAUAGAUGACGUAUCCGUACUUGCACUAGUUGUGUGCUCCACACGCCUCAUUGCUGCCAUAGUCGCUGUUGGGGCUCUCGGUACGAUUGCACUAUGCCGGCCAGGGGCUGCUGCAUGGUCAGUGAGCGCACACGAGGAGUGUAGGUGGCUCUCGCACAUGGUCUUCUUCCAAGGGAAGCUCUACGCUCUUGACAGCAACGCUGACCCUGAGGAUCUUAUUGCCAUCGACAUUGUGGAUGAUCAUGACUGCCACGAGCCAAGGGUGUCUAGAAUUGAGCGCCUCAUUGUAGGUGCCUUCUUGCCAACCCAAAAAUAUUUCCUCUGCCAGUGCUACCUCCUUGAAUCACAUGGCACACUACUAAUGAUCCGCAGAAAGCUUUACUACAAAGCAGAGCACCCGUCUGAAAGAAGACACGGCGGCAUUCUUGUGGCUGGUAGCAGCGAGUUUAAAGUGUUUGAGGAGGGCUUGUGGUCUGAGGUGAGGACUUUGGGGAAUGACCAAGCGUCGUUCCUUGGGCGAGGAUGCUCGAGAGCUAUAUGUGUGUCUCCAUACGAUCUUUCACAGGACUGUCUCUUCUUCGUAGAUGAUUACAUCGAUUGGCUUUGGAAGAAAACAACUACAUCUUGCGGAGUGUAUGACAUGAAAGAUGAGAAGGUCUAUUCGCCCUUGCCUAUGGUACCUUGGAAGAGUGGAGAUGCCCCAGCAACCUGGCUUUUCUCACAAGGUGAGACACAUAGUUUGCAAGCAGAAGGGGAGCAUCUGCAGGAAAUUGUGGAACCUGAACAAGAUGAUCCUCAUACGCUUCACUAUGGAGGGACUUGUGCUGCCGGUGCUUCUACCGCUCAGUGAAACUGCUAGGAAGGGUUAAAGAAAUCUUCAUGUAGCCAUGUUUUCCUACACAAAAGGCUAUGACGGUACCCAGACGCGCUUGGAUAUCACUAGCUGGGAGCUGCAUGAAAACAAUGCCUGGCCUGUUAUUGCCUUAUACUUGUGUUUUCAUGUCUACGGUGUCGCUUCAAACACCCCGUUCUAAUUAAGGGUGCUAUUUACAUUUGGUAUGAGUGACUGCUACCGAAGUUGAUUACGCGCGCUGUGGUUGUGUCUCUGUUCUUGAAUCCUGAUGAUCUUGUUCUGGUAUGAUUUGUGUGCUUUUGGAACUCAAUGGGUGCUUCGCCGCCUGUCUUAGUUUUGUAACCGUGUUGCAAAGUUUGGAGCUGAUGUGCUAUACAUACAGCAUGUUUGUACUGAUUUCCUGGUUGUUUCUGGGUUUUGGGCUGGUGGUGAUCGUGUG